CCAAAUUCACCCAGUUUCCAUUUCAACUCUCAGGGCAUUCUACGCUGACUCUCAGCUUCAGAUCUGCACAUUUACGGAGGGAGAAGAUGAGUAGCUCAGACGAAGAAUCAGACUUAAGUGAGUCAGAGAUCAAUGAUUACAAGGAGAAACCCUAUGAGGAGUUGAGGUCUGGUAAAUUCAAAGUGAAGGGUCCAAAUGGAGGCCUUAGAUGUCCGUUCUGCGCGGGAAAGAAGAAACAAGAUUACAAGUACAAGGACCUUCUUCAGCAUGCUACAGGGGUAGGGAAAGGUUCCGCAAACAGAAGGCUAAUACAGAAAGCCAACCACUUGGCAUUGGCACAGUAUUUGGAGACAGAUCUAGCAGAUGAGGCUGAGCCACAACCAGAACGGGCUAUUCCCCCGGUAAAUGUCGCUUCUGAACAGAACAACCUUUAUUGCUGGCCUUGGAUAGGCAUUGUUGUGAAUGUAUUGGAAAAGGCAACAGGGACAGCAGUACAGGAGGAAGCUUUUUGGUUGAAAAAGUUUUCCAAGUAUGGGGCUCAGGAAGUGAAGAUAUUCUGUGACGAUAAGUCAAACACUUCCCAAGUUGCUAUCAAAUUUAAAAGCGAUUGGACUGGCUAUAAAAAUGUGUUGGAGUUUGAGAAGGCAUUUGUGGCCGAAGGCUGCAGUAAGAGUGAUUGGAAUGCCCAAAGGUUCUCUCCGGGCUCUAGUCCUUAUGGUUGGUUUGCAAGGGAGGAUGAUUACCGUUCAGAAGGGGCAAUUGGGUACUUUCUCCGUGAGACAGUACAAUUGAAAUCCAUCACUGAUCUUGAACAAGAAGAAAAGAUGGACAAGAGCAAAAUUGUGUCCAAUCUAGCUACUGAGAUCGACAUGAAGAAUAAGAACCUGGAUGAGUUACAGACAAAGUUCAAUGAGAAGACACUGUCCCUUAGUCGAAUGCUCGAGGAGAAGGACAUACUUCACCGUGCUUUCUGUGAAGAAUCUAGGAAGAUGCAGCGUCUUGCACGGGAGCAUGUCCAAAGGGUCUUACAUGAACAGGAAAGUCUGAAUUCAGAAUUGGAGAGCAAGAAGAAGCAACUAGAUUCUUGGAACAGAGAGCUGAAUAAGCGUGAGGUUUUGACCGAGCGAGAGAAGCAAAAACUUGAAGAGGAGAAGAAAAAGAAUGAUGCAAGAAACUGUUCGCUUGAAAUGGCUUCCGAGGAGCAGAAAAAAGCUGAUGAAAAUGUCUUAAGGCUAGUCGAAGAGCAUAAGAGGGAGAAGGAUGAGGCCUUGCAAAAGAUAUUAAAGCUUGAAAAGGACAUUGAUGCGAAACAGAAACUUGAAAUGGAAAUUGAAGAUCUGAAUGGAAAACUGGAGGUGAUGAAGCACAUGGGAGGCGAGAACGAUGAUGCCGUUAAGGAAAAAAUAAAGGAGAUGAUUGAGCAGCUCAAUUCGAAAAAGGAAGAAAUGCAAGAUCUUGACGAAAUGAACAGUGCUCUCCUUAAGAGGGAACGCGAGAGCAACGAUGAGUUGCAGGAAGCCCGUAAAGCGCUGAUUCAGGGCUUGAGUGAUAUGCUGAACACUGGGCGUUCCCACAUUGGGAUCAAACGGAUGGGAGAGAUCGAUUCAAGAAUCUUCCAGAACACCUGCAAGCAAAGAUUCUCUAGCGAUGAGGCUGACGUGAAGGCCCUAGAGCUGUGCUCUCUCUGGCAGGAAAAAGUGAAGGACUCCAAUUGGCAUCCUUUCAAGAUGAUCCGGAUCGAUGAAAACAACUAUGAGGAGAGGUUAAACGAGGAAGAUGAAGAACUAUGCAAACUGAAGGAAGAAUGGGGUGACGAAAUCUUUGGCUCGGUUACCAGUGCUUUGGAAGAGGUGAACGAAUACAAUCCCAGCGGAAGAUACGUGGUCCCCGAGCUAUGGAACUUCAAAGAAGGAAGGAAGGCUACAUUGAAGGAAGUUGAAAGCUUCAUCUUCAAGCAGCUGAAGACGCAUAAGCGCAAGAGGCCCUGAAUUUAUCUCUGUUUAAUUUCGUCAAGUCUCUCGGCAUAUGUCGAGAGAGGGAGGCUUCUUCAUUGGGGCGUCUCUCGGCAUAUGUCUAGAGAGUAGAGAGGGAGGCUUCUUCACGGGGGCACGGUUUCAUUAACUCUUUAUUGGUGGUGAGUUGUGCCCUGUGUGCAGAGAGGCUGGAGCAAGGAGAGCAGCUUCAUUUGCAGCUGCUUGCCGUUCAGCACCAGGAUCAGGAUUGGCGGGAGCAAGACAUCCAUUGAAGAAGACUAAAGGGCCAGUAGCAGG
Cuscuta campestris is the source of this 2270-nucleotide messenger RNA. NCBI's taxonomy places the organism in Eukaryota, Viridiplantae, Streptophyta, Magnoliopsida, Solanales, Convolvulaceae. The record is from the annotation of a GenBank genome assembly.